GCCGUGGACCAAUCAGGAGCGUUGUAGACAUCACGUGAUCCACCCUGCAUCUCCGCGGUACGCUGUACCUUCGACGUCCGUGAACCCGUUGUGUUAUGUGUGUGGAAACGUAGGUGAAUCGUCCCGGUGUAUUGGUGCGAGGAGUUGUUGUAAGUUGUCAACGUUUAGUAUCGAACCGCCGACGUGUGGAGUUGACGCUAUCGGAGCGACAGCCAAGCUUGGGUGGUGGUACUGGUGUUCCACCUUGAGGUUCUCUAGUUGAUUUUGGGGGUUGAAAUACGUGAUGGAUAACUGACAUCUCACCAAUGGCAACGUCAGUCUAGUGACAGUGUAAAGUAGUCAGUGACCAUGAUGGGAGGGGGAGAAGUAAAGGUGGCGACUGUAGAGUCGGUGGAGUCGGUGGACAAUAUGGCGACUCUCCCAGUGUCUAGGGCUCACGCGCCGAGCGACGUCACUCCGGAGAAGAAUAACUUUACCAACAAGGAGAUGGAGGCUAAGAAACGACCUGUAGCAGCCUCCCAGGCUAAGGAUCCAAAGAGGACAUCCCUGUUCAUAAUCUUGAGCUUCAUCUAUGCCAAGCUGUUGGUUGUCAUAUGUAUAGCGUUUGUCGUCUCUGAGGUUGUGACCCAUAGUCUACCCAUACCCUACUAUGAGGGUUUCUUCACAUACCUUUACGGAGUCAGCAUUGUCUUCUUGCUGUACGUCUUCUGCUUCCUUCUGCAAGAGAGUACCUGCUGCCAGGCCGCUGAGCCCAAGCCCAAGAAGCCAAAGAAGGAGAAGGAAAAAGAAAAAGAAAAGGAAAAGGAAAAGGAGAAGGAAAACAAGAAAAAUAAGAAGAAGGAGGCUGCUGACAAGAAGAAGGAGAAAGAAGAUAGCUCCAAGGGAGGUGGUGGAGGGGGAGAGCCACAACCUCCGCCUGCUCAAGGAAAGCGUAAUAGCAGAUCCAAUAUAUUCCAGAACGAAGGUUAUCCACGUAAAAUGAAGGAUCUGAUGCGUAGCAAAAGCGUUCUGAGUGAUGAACCUGACUCAAAUCCAAAUUCAAAUUCCGGCAGCAAGUCCGAACUUGUGGCGGGAGGAAUGGGAACGCUGAAGAAAGGCAAAACCGGAGAGAGUCCUUCCCAGGAGAAGCUGGACGUCGGAGAUGUUGAGAGUUGUCCCUUGCCGCAACAUCCCGGACGCAAGCGCAAGACAUCCCAAAACACCAGCAGUCACGGCAGUUUCUUUCUGCGUGUGGGGGCCAUUGCGUUUGGGCUCGCAACUAUGAUUUACAAUGGGCUGGAGUUUGGGGAAUUUUUUGAAAUCCCAUUUUCGUCCCCGUGCUACCAAGUGCUUCGGGGUGUCAACCCAUUGUUGCAAAUGAUGUUCACGUUCAUGCAGAUGUACUUCAUAUUCAUGAACUCAAGGUUGAACAUCCACCGGUUCAAAGUGAUCGCUCGGUUCGGCCUGAUGCACAUCGUAGCCACAAACCUGUGCGUCUGGAUACGUACUUUGGUGUUGGAGAGUUUAAAGGAGAUCACCGGAUAUCUCAACAAACACAAUACCACCUCUGUGCUGGGCCCGUCCCCUUCCGUCGUCCGCAACCUCAAGAAUGACUUUGACAUUUUGAGUAAACUACGAGAAGCGACUGAAAGCCCGACAACUACUACUACAACCAUGAAAUCAAUUUUCAAAUCUACCUCUCGUGCAUUUGCCGAUACUGCUAGGCAACUGGUUCAGCACUCGACGGAAGCAGCAACCACACUGCUGCCAACCACGCAGUCUAGCACAAUGUUGCCAACAUUGCCUACCACCACUACCACAACGACCACCACGACACUCCCUCCGUUUAUUUUCACUGACCCCACGACUACCACCACGUCAACCACCACAGAAGCUGCUUCACUAAUUAACUUCAUUAAGAAGAAUCUCACCGCUGCUGUGACUGAUUCGUCCAUAUUCUGGGAUGACUUUGGAGAGUCGCCGCUCGCCCCAGCUGCCCUGGUCAGUGCCAACCGCACUCCCAUCGACCCGGAGAGCUGUGGCCGGGUCAACAUCAUGGGCAGUAUUGUGCAUGAUUCUGCCCCUUAUCUGUUCCCUUUCAUCAUCGAGUACAGCCUGAUUGGUGCUGCCGUGAUCUAUGUGAUGUGGCGCCAUAUUGGACGUCACGCUAGAUACCAUGGGGAGGAGGACUUGGAGCAGAGACUGGAGGUGAUACUAUCCCGACGUGCCGUGGCCAUGGCACACGCCAGUGCGGGCCGCGUAGACUGUGUCGGGGCCAGCAAGGGACUGUUCUUUGGCCUGCUGCUGCUCGUCGGCUCACUCAUCUGUCUGAUCCUGUUCUUUGUCUUGGUGCACCACCCUCAGCUUGGCCUACUGGCCAUCUACCUGGCCGACGUCUCCCACUGCACUCUCAUGGGCCUCAGCAUCAUCGCCAUCAUCAUCGGUUUCAUCAGAGUCCAGGGCCUCAAGUUCCAAGGCGAGGAGUCUAGCGAUCUCAACGACAUUCUGCAGCGAGUGUCUGCAUUCGGACUGUUUGUCUACGCAGUGUUCAGCAUCAUCGCUGGAUCCCUUACAGCUCUUACUAGUGAACCGAACUUGUUGGUCAUGAUCACUGGGAACCUAGCUGUUGUGCAGGUUGUUCUCCAACUACUAUUCAUCGCAGACAUUGCCCGACGACGUGUGCAUCUCCCCGAACACGACCGCAGCAAACCUGGCCGACAGAUCGUUACGUUCUUGCUCAUAUGCAAUGUCACCAUGUGGAUUAUAUACACUUUCGAAACUCAAAAAGUCAUUGCCAACCCUGUGCAGUUGGAUUUCUACGGGUUCCUGGCUUGGUCCAUGGUGCAGCGAGUCACUCUUCCUCUAUGCAUCUUUUAUCGAUUCCAUUCCGCCGUGACACUUGCAGAGAUAUGGAAGACCAGCUACAAACCCCGUCUCGACUAAAAAGCGACGCAGUGAACGCAAAGGUAUCCAUCAAAGUUACCGUAUGAAUUCUUCACUCAAUUAUAUAAUUUGAGUUGUUAUAAUAUGAGAAUCUCCUUCGGAGGUAUUUAUACUCUGUACUGAAUGAGUUUUAUCAUAUCUUUUGUAUAACUGUUUUAAACCCCACUACAAAAUUACUAUUGUAUGUUAUCACCGUUGUGAUCGGGGGCCAUUUGUUUCAUGUCGUGAAGCGAUUUUACUAAAUACGAACACUGUUCUAUGUACUUAAAAGUAUUAACUACGUGUCUACAUUCUCGGUUGUAUUUAUAUGCCAUAAUUUGAUAGGGUGUUUAUGUAAAGUGGUGUGGUAUCUGUAAAUAAAUCUGUAUUAAUGUAUUUUACUAUUGGUUUUACUUUGUGUAGUUUAAGCAAAGAAAAGUUUUAUACGUAAGAAGUUAAAGAAAGAACGCAUUUUGAAUUUUGUUAGUCAAAUUAACAGUUUAAAAAUCUCUAAACCAUAUUGGUACUUACAAAUUUUAUUCUUUUAGUGGAAGGGGAGUUCUCAACCUCCAAGAAAACUAUUUUUUUUAUAGAUAAGUGGAACUACAUACAGCCAAAGUUUUUCUCCAAACCAUCAAGUCAUUGUGUUAUGACAUAGUCAAAAACGAAUGGUGAUUCACAGGACUUGAACCAGGCAUCCUGAACCAGGUUAUCUUACCACCAGACCAGCCACGUCUCUUCUUAUAUUCGUAGUUUAUUGAUAUAUACAGUACCAUUGGAGGGUUGUUAUGAAGAUCGGGUUUAAUUUAUUUUACUGUAAGACUGAAGUUCUUUCUUUAUCUUCAGCUCAAACUUCAUAAGAUUUUACAUACUAUGUGUUCAUGUAUGUAAAGUGUGUAAAUUAUAUUAUUUUACCUUUCAGAGUAUUAUUGAAAUAUUAUACUGUAUAGACUGUUAAUUUAUGUGCAAAUAUCACAAACGCUGACUGCUAUAUAAGUGAGAUCGAUGUUACGAAUGUGUGUGUGUGUGUGUGUGUGUGUUUGAAUGAGUGUCUUUAAUUUUUACUUCAAAUCCCAAAGCUAGAAUGAUUUUAAUAUAAGAAAUAAACCAAGAAACUGCAAUAAUUAUCGUUACUUUUUGGUGCCAAAUAAUUUUUCUGUUUUAGUUGAGUAUUGUUGUUGAAUUUAUUUGUCGUUAUGAUUUUCUCAUUAUUUAGUUUUCUGUGACUGAUCGCAAAAUCAAAACGUUGAAAUGUUAUUGAUUGAUUUACCUGAGUUGUAUUAAAAUAUUUUAAAAUAGCAGGCUUUUAACCAAAGAUAAAAUGUAUAAUGAUGUACGUCUAGGGUUGUCUACUUUUAGUUUAAAUCAAUACAUUUUAAAUCUUUCUGUUUUAAUGCCUGAGACAUUUGACAGAAUCUUUUUUAGAAUAUUUCAAAGUUUUAUAUGGGUCAUUGCAUUACUGACAAUGUAUAUUAGUGUAAAAUUGUAUUAGUUAACUUGUUUUUAUUUUUAACUAAACAAUACUAGAUUCAGUUAAUUGUUUUUUGUACUUAGGUGUUAUUUGAGGUCAUUUAGCAUGAUCUCUUUUAUACAAUUUCUUAAAAUCAUUUGAUAGGUUUUAUAUCUUGGCUAUCAAAUAACUUUGGGGUCCAAAACAAUGCAAUUAUUUUUAAUGAAGCAAAUUUCGACUGAAAUUAGACACUAUGUCGUCAUCUUUGGAAUUUUUACAUUCAGCAGUAAUCAAUAAAUUUCAAAAUGUAGACUAGUAUUGCUUCACUAUUUGUAUGCAACCGGUUAAUGAGCAUAUUAGAAUAAUUCUGUACUACAUUUAAAACUAAUAAAAUAAAUAUUACACUUGUUUUGAUGAGACCUCCAAAUAAAAAAAAAAACAAAAAAUAUAGCUACAGUUAGAUUAAAAUAACAUCGAGAACAAUCCUUGUAUGAUGGAAAACGGGUAAUGUACAUGAAAUACCAAAGUUAAUAGUUAACACAAAAGACCCUUCCUUUGUUAUGCUAUAAAGUUUACACCUUGGGUAUUGAAUAAAAAAUACUUUAUCUGUGCCAUCCAAAAUGAUUACAAUAAAAAAAAUUACAUUCUUUAGGCGUUAAAAUUACAUUGUUUUCCGUCAUUUGCAAAUACAGUAUACUUAUUUUUGCUAUAUACAUGUUAGAGUGAACAUUUUAAAAUCAUCCAACAUAAUAGAUAAAAGCCGUCUUACCUAACACCUUUCACAGCAACAGGCAUUUAUAUGACACAGCCACUGCCAUAAUCUGUUCUUUACCGUCAACUGUACAAAUCUUAACAGUUACGAGAUAUUUUACGAUUGUCAGCGACAACAAAUUUAUAUGUACAUAAACUGUGUAGAUAUUAUAUUAUACAUUGAAUUAGCUUUAAUAUAUCUUUGAUACUUUUAUUAAUUUGAAUACACUUUAAAAUAUAUAUAGGAUUGUUAUUAAUGAUAGUAAAUGUUUUAACAUCUUAUCGUUCCUGUGUGGGUAGAGAUAGAGUAAUGACCCGAACGUGUUGCGGUCACUCCUUCCAACCGAAGCUUGCGUGUGCGUAGAGGCGUACAUUCCAUAACGAUCCAGUCAACUUUUUAUCAUAAAUCCACUCUGUGAACCUAACCCUUGACUGUGCUUUGCGAUAUCAAUGUAAAUAUGUUUGCGGUGAAAAUUGAAUUUUUUUGUUUAAGUGUGUUCGAAAUUAUACUCAAACAGUAUUUUUAAAUACCUAUUAUUUUUGUAUAACUUUGUUAAAAGUUGCAAGUAGGCAAAGUAUGUUUUCUAACACAGAACACAAUGGUUUUGUACAUAAUAUUUUACUGAGUAAUUUAAGUUGUUGCAAACUGUAAAAUAUUAUUUUAUAAAAUCGGUAUACCGUUACAGAUUACAAUUUUUUUGUGAUGAGAAUAUGUGAUCAUUCUUUGAAAAGCUGUAUGCUUCGAGAUUUUCUAUGUGUAUAUUAAUAUAGCAAAGUAACUGUUUCAAAAGUAUUUGUGGGUAAAAUAAGUUAGGAUAAUGUGUAAGUAAGCAGUGAAUAAAAUUUGGGUAAUUAAAAAAAUCUACUUUUUUGCCGUUAAGUAAUUAUUUUUCAGUAUUUGAGGAGUGUUAACUUUUUAAAUGGAUGAUUUAUUUGGCUUUGAGGAAUAAAUGAAAUGAAUAAAGUAAACACCACCCUUUGCAUAUUUUAUUAGAUAAACUAAUAACUAGAUAAACCUUCAUUCCUAAAACCAAAACUCUAGGUUAAAAUCCACACCAGGUGUCAAACAGUCAAAACCGAUGUCAAUUUUAACGAUUGUUAACAACUGCCAAGUUGUAGAGUCAGAAAAUGUAAAAUCUUGUCCUUCCUCACACAAAGAUUUUGCUCAUGGAUCGUAGUUAGUAGAUGAAACUGUGUUACUGUGUAUUUUGUUCUUUGUAUCUCGUAGUCUGUUUUGAUUACAUACAUAUAAACCUAAGAAGCAUUUUUUCUAGCAGUUUAAUUAAAAUUUAUUUGUUGUUUGAUGUAGAUGAGGUCAUAAUAAAUCUAUUCUUAUGUAACCAAA
Macrosteles quadrilineatus (aster leafhopper) is the source of this 6446-nucleotide messenger RNA. RefSeq names its product proton channel OtopLc-like. Bases 349 to 2922 code for a protein of 857 amino acids. Gene Ontology annotation, molecular function: proton channel activity. Gene Ontology annotation, cellular component: membrane. The record is from RefSeq and is a predicted model, not a curated record. The transcript is spliced from 15 exons. Gene Ontology annotation, biological process: proton transmembrane transport. NCBI's taxonomy places the organism in Eukaryota, Metazoa, Arthropoda, Insecta, Hemiptera, Cicadellidae.